Molecule: messenger RNA, 3331 nt
Organism: Sceloporus undulatus (fence lizard)
Lineage: Eukaryota; Metazoa; Chordata; Lepidosauria; Squamata; Phrynosomatidae
Exons: 12
Coding region: 243-2054 (603 amino acids)
Source: RefSeq, a predicted model, not a curated record
GCAGCUAAAUAAAACCUCGUUCACUCAUUUUCGUCCUGUGCUCGUGUAGUUAAGGCUUAAAUUACACCUUGAAAAUCAGCAGCUUUAUUUUUACAUUUGGUCACAUCUGCCAGGAAAGGCGUUUCUUUUCCUUAGGUGUCUUUUUUGGCAGGUGGCUCUCUUUAUCAGCGGCAGGACCCGUUGCCUUGGAGACGGGACGCGCGAGCGGUAAGGCGUUGCGACGUGGGUCGCCUUCGGGAGCCAUGAGCCUCCGCAGCCACGAGCGCCCGGUCCCUCUCCCUCGGACGGCAGCCAAGGUUGGAAAUCCCUUACCUAAGCACUCUGCAGACAGUCAUCUGUCUCAGGGUUUAGCAUGUCGGGAUAACUUAGUGGUUCGAGAAGAUGAACAUAACAAAGAACUUCAUAUUCCUUUUAUGAACAAGAAUGAUCAAAAGAAACUACAGGAGGAAAAUACAAGAAUAAAGUACGAGUUAAAAGAUUUAAGGCGCAAUUAUGAACAACUUAUAGAAGAAGGGAAAAGUGAGUGUUUUGAUGAAAGACGCGUUAAUCUUCUAAAGGCUCAAGUACUGCAGCUAGAAAGGCAGGUGGUGCUCCUUACAGAAGGAUUAAGUUCUCGAGCUGCUCUUAUGUUGGAGUUAAACACUUCUUUAGAAGCUCUUACUGACAGGAUUAGCUCUUUUCUUAAUACUGAAAGAACUGCCUCUGAAGUCACCAUUCCAUGUUCAGAACUUCAUCAAAUGAUUGAGCUAUGUGAAGCAAUGAGAAACAAACUGCAAAAAAACCAGCAAGUUUCUGAUCUCUCAAAACUUGCAUUGCCCUGGACAUUGGGAAGAAGCCUUCUUGUACAGCCGGUGACCCUUUUGGAUGUUUGUUAUGGCAAAAUAGAAAACUUAAAUCUUAGAUAUGUGAGUGCCCUUGAGGGAAAACUUAGCAAGCUGUGGAGACACCUGCUUGCCAUGAGGCAAAAUCUGAGUUUCAUGCUUGCCCCAGGACAGAUGUCCUCUGAGACAGCUCAUCAUAUCCUUCCAACUGCUGUUUAUGCUCGACUGAUAAAUCAUGCAGCUCAGUGUCAUCAGUCCGUGGAGGAAUGUUGCAGUGACUUGCUCACGUUGUCGCUUCUGGUACCUUCAGCACCUUGGGAAAUCUUGGAAAGUUCCUUGAGCCAAGAGUUCACGGUUGAAAAUGUGCUUGCCAUCCUUCCAGCCUUUCCCAAGGGUGCACCUCAGCAACGUGCCAAAAGGGCAGUAGAAGCCCUGGUAAAGGCUCAAAAUUAUUCCCGACAAAUGGCAAUGCAACAGAUUCUUGCUUUGCAAGGGGAACUUAAUUUCUACAGAAGUGUAUAUCAUCUCCAAGUUAAGUACACUGAAGCUCUCUUCAGUGGGAUAAAGCAAGCAUAUCACACAUUUCAAGACAAUGUUGCCAUGGCUCUUUGUUCCCCACUACAAGAUGCCCUUUUGUCUUACACAAAACUUAAAACAGAAGCUUCAGAGACUGCUUUGAGAGACUUUCUCACUGUUUUCAGAAACAAUGCUGAGCAGAUCCAAUAUGCAGUUGAAACUCUAACACCACCAGUGAAUCAGCAUCGUGAAGGUGAUGAGGCACUGUCAAAAUUUGGAAAAGAAUUUUUCCUGUCCUUGGAACGUUCACUCAAAGUCUGUGGUGAGCAACGGGAAAAAGUUGCCAGUGAAAUGGAAAUCUUACAGACAGAACUGGAUCAGGCUUUAGAAACUCUUCGAGAUUUAAGGGAACAGAAGGUGAAGAAAGCAGGAACCAGUCAGCAUUUUCCAAAGCGUGAAGAGGGCAAGAUGGAAGGAACAGAAGCAAGCGGAUUGAAUGCACUUUACAGAAAAAUACCUGAAGUGAGUUCCACAUCCAAACAUUUUCCAAGCAAACACAGAGUCUUGCAAAAACAUACUUCGGUUGUAGAAUCGGUAAACCCAUCCUCCAGACAAAAACUAGAAGGUUCUGAUGGUGGAAAUGUUCAGCAGAAGGGGAAGAACCUUCAUAGAAGCAAGAGUAUGAAGGCCACUGAAAGGCCCUCCUGGCAAGAUUAGAAAUUGCUCUUUAAUGUUUGACAGCCAGAGCUUUGUUACAGUUUUUUACUGAAGAUUAUGCACAGUAAGAGAUAACAGAUCUUCUUUUGGUUAUGAAGCAGUUUCCCUGAGCCUCUUUAAACAUGCCAAAUUUCAUUCCACAGAACCAUUUGCUGUUUAGAAAGCAGAAAGCAUUUGUCUUGUUGAAAAAAAUUCUCACAUUCGUAUAAAAACAUGCAGGAGCAUUCCUGAGCAUCGUAGGUCUCUGGGAGAUACAGAAAUAUAAUGUGUAAGGUGUAAUAUUUGUUCAUUUCAGAUAGAGGAUGCCCAGGUAUCUAAUAACCAUACCCAAGGCUACACUCUGGUUCUGUUACAAGAUAAUAUAUAUCUUCAAGAGCAUAUAGUAGUGUCUUUUAAGAUAUAGAAGCACCCACCAGAGUACUCUGUAUUGGUCAUUGUCAGAUCAUGGCUUUGUGUGUUAAAAGAUAUUUCCACACUGAGGCUUAAGAUAAAACUGAAUGCACAAACAAUGCCAGCUCCCUUUCCUCCUCCUCAUGGCCAAAACACACAGAGGUUUCAUUGUAUGAUGAUUUCACACAUGCAUAUAGCAGAUCUCCUUCUCCCAGCUUGGCGCCCUUCAGAUGUGCUGGAUUAAAAUUGCCAUCACCUCCAACUAUGUGGGGUGAUGGGAAUUGUAAUCUAGUAUGCACUUGUGUGUAACAAAUUGAAGAAGAUUGCAAAUGCUGAAGAAUAGCUUGGUAGGAUUUUCAUAGGCCGCAUUAUCAAUCCACUUGGUUUACACACACAUGGGAUAUAUCUGGAGGGAAAACACACUUAAUAAUUUCGUGAGGUCUUGUUUUUUUUAGUGCUGAGUGAAAACACUGGAAAAUGCCAUACAGGCAUGCAGGUGUAUCCCCCCCCCCCAAAAAAAAGACACUGUAGAUAAUGGAACAGACCUUGAACCUGUUCCAUUACUGUUCUACAGAAACUUUGUUUCUUUCCUAGACACAUCCAGUUGCUUGGAAACAAUUCCUGUAGCAGGCUUGUUAUUCAUAGCAUUUCCCAAGCCAGCUAUGGUUCUCCUUAAAUGGUCUCAGCUACCCAAGAAGUAUGAUUGUUCUCCUUGGCUUCCUACUCCCACUAAAAGCAAUAAAGCUGCCUGGAUUGAUAGACUCAGGAUCGGGGCAACAUUUUAAAAGUUUACAGUUUAUCUAUCUUUUAAAUAUGUGUGUCUUUUUUCAAAUUUUGAUACAAAUAUGAGCAUGAUAAACUAAGGGUAAGUUCUGCAUUCUUUUGUA